AGGAAGAGUGUAAUGAUCAAAGGAGGAAGGUGUUUGAUUGAAGAAUCGUAACGUGUGAAGAGAGACAGGAAACCAUCGGCGCCUCAGCAUGAAGGUCCAUCACAGUUUGUUCUGCCUGAUCUUCUUCUCCUUGCAGGUCAGAAGCACCAGAUCUGUUGGAACACAUUAUGGAGUUUCUGGAGGAAACAUAACUUUUCCAUGCAGCUUUCUCUCAUCUGGAAAAAUAAAGUUAUUCUGCAGGGAAACCUGUGAAGGAGGAAACAUCCUGAUCAGAACGAGUGAUGACGCAGCUCAGAUCGGACGAUACAGAACUGAAUAUGAAAGGGAAGCUUCCAGAACUUUCCCGGUUCUGCAAGUGAGCAUCUUAGAGCUGACCCGGUCCGACGCCGGUCGGUACCAAUGUGGUUUGGAAGAUUCUCCAUCAUCAGAUUCAUUCCUGGACUUCAGACUCGUCGUCGUAGACGCUCUGCUGGAUGGAAACAAAGUUCCUGACCUCCACAGAGACGCUGGCAGCUCUCUGACAGUUGCCUGUUUCUUUGAAGACUCUGGAUGGAAACGACUGUUCUGCAGAGGAGGAUGUGGAUCAGAUGAAGUUCUUGUUCAGACUGAUGCAGUCAGAGCUGACAGAGGCAGGUACGGCAUUGAAUAUGAAAAAAGACGAAAUUCAGCCGUUCUGUUGGUGACCAUCACACAGCUGACCCAGUCUGACUCCGGUCGGUACCGAUGCAAACUGGACAGAGCGAUUCGAUCAGAUCUAGACAGAGACUUCAGCAUCACCGUCACUGAUGUACCUGAUCCAUCAACCUUCACACCAACAGCCACGCAGAGUUUCAGCUCCACUUCAGAAAGUUUCUCUCCUGCAGUUUCCUCAGAAACCAGCAGUCUCUGUCAGGGGAUGCAGAGAGCAGCCGACUCUCAGUCCAACAGCAACGUUCUGCUGAUGGUCCUGAGUCCGCCCUUCAUCAUCGUCAUCAUAGCUCUGGGUCUGCUGCUGUACUGGAGAAAAACGACAACAACUGCUGAAGCUCAGACAGCUCCUGCUGAGCAACCGGAGGAAACUCCUGAGGCGGCCAUGUUUUACGAGAACGCCGGCGAGGAGGACGGCCUGUGGCGCUGUGUCGAUGUGGAGCUUUACGAGGUUUACCAUGAAAUCGCUCUGAAAGCAGCAGCUGAAGGCGGCGGCUCUGAGCCUGAAGCUCAAUAUGAGUAA
Messenger RNA from Poecilia latipinna (sailfin molly), 1210 nucleotides. RefSeq lists its product as uncharacterized. Gene Ontology annotation, cellular component: plasma membrane. Lineage: Eukaryota; Metazoa; Chordata; Actinopteri; Cyprinodontiformes; Poeciliidae. The coding region runs from base 89 to 1210 and encodes 373 amino acids. The transcript is spliced from 7 exons. Gene Ontology annotation, molecular function: transmembrane signaling receptor activity. The record is from RefSeq and is a predicted model, not a curated record.